GAGGAGCGAGCGGAAGGAAGCCGGUAUGCGGCUGGCUGGCCAGCCCAGGAGACAAACUCCCUCCCAGUGACCAGCGUCAGUGGCUCCAGGUACACAGAGACCACCUGGCCCCUUCUCAAAACCCCUGUGGCUGAGGCAGCUGGCAAUUGGGGUGAGCCAAAAUCUUCACCUCACAGCUGGGCAUGGCAGAAUCGGCCCCAACCCCGCAGCUGGUGUACCUGGUCACGGGCGGCUGUGGCUUCCUGGGGGAACACGUUGUGCGCAUACUGCUGGAGCGGGAGCCCACACUCCGGGAGCUGCGUGUCUUUGACCUGCACCUGAGUCCCUGGCUGGAGGAGCUGAAGACAGGACCUGUGCAGGUGACCGCUAUCCAGGGAGAUGUAACCCAGGCCCAUGAGGUGGCAGCGGCUGUGGCAGGAGCCCAUGUGGUCAUCCACACAGCUGGCAUAGUGGACGUGUUUGGGAGGGCCAGUCCCAAGACCAUCCACGAGAUCAAUGUGCAGGGCACGAUGAAUGUGAUCGAGGCUUGUGUGCAGGCUGGAACGCAGUUCCUGGUCUACACAAGUAGCAUGGAAGUUGUGGGGCCUAACAUCAAAGGCCAUCCCUUCUACAGGGGCAAUGAGGACACCCCGUAUGAGGCAGUUCACAGACACCCCUAUCCUCGCAGCAAGGCCCUUGCUGAGCGGCUGGUCCUGGAGGCCAACGGAAGGAAGGUUCGUGGAGGGAUGCCCCUGGUGACCUGUGCUUUGCGUCCCACGGGCAUAUAUGGUGAAGGCCAUCAGAUCAUGAAGGACUUCUAUCAUCAGGGCCUGCGCCUGGGAGGUCGGCUCUUCAGGUCCAUCCCAGCCUCUGUGGAACAUGGCCGGGUCUAUGUGGGCAAUGUGGCAUGGAUGCACGUCCUGGUUGCCCGAGAGCUACCACCAAGAGCCCCCCUCAUGGGCGGCCAAGUCUACUUCUGCUAUGACAAGUCACCUUAUAAGAGCUACGAGGACUUCAACAUGGAGUUCUUGGGCCCCUGUGGACUACGGCUGAUAGGCACCCGCCCGCUGCUGCCCUACUGGCUGCUGUUGGUCUUGGCUACCCUCAAUGCCCUGCUCCAGUGCCUUCUGCGCCCACUGUUGCUCUACGCACCCCUGUUAAACCCCUACACGCUGGCUGUGGCCAACACCACCUUCACUGUCAGCACCAACAAGGCACAGCGCCAUUUUGGCUAUGAGCCUUUGUUCUCAUGGGAAGAUAGCCGAACACGCACCAUUCGCUGGAUGCAGGCUACCGAGGGUUCCAUUCGAUGACAGCGGGCCUGGGCCCCGAGUCUUCAUGUGGAUGGAGAAGGGUGGCCUGUGUUACAGGAGCUGAGGGCCCUGAUAACCCAACUGGCCAACAUGGAGUUCUCCCUCUGCAGCGGAAGACCAUGAGGCUGCCGGGGGUCUGGUUGUAUUCUGCUACCUCCAAGUUCUAGGGUCGGGGGUGGGGACAAAGAACAGCUUCCUUCUUCACCUAGGCUUGCUGGGUAGUUGGCAAGGAACUGGAUCCUAAAUAGUCACACAACCCCAUCUCAAGUCUGGCUUUCUGAGAAAAAAAUGGCUAAAGUUCCA
This is a messenger RNA of Perognathus longimembris pacificus (Pacific pocket mouse), 1595 nucleotides long. It is a transcript of the gene Hsd3b7, whose product is annotated as hydroxy-delta-5-steroid dehydrogenase, 3 beta- and steroid delta-isomerase 7. The transcript has 7 exons. Gene Ontology annotation, biological process: steroid biosynthetic process. Gene Ontology annotation, molecular function: 3-beta-hydroxy-Delta5-steroid dehydrogenase (NAD+) activity. Bases 183 to 1292 code for a protein of 369 amino acids. The record is from RefSeq and is a predicted model, not a curated record. NCBI's taxonomy places the organism in Eukaryota, Metazoa, Chordata, Mammalia, Rodentia, Heteromyidae.